CAAAAACAUAUUGUAAACCCUGCAGCACUCCGUCCCGCCUUCUUCUUUUUUCUUUUUUUCAGCUCACGUUCUCCCGCCAACCGCCGGAGACGAACUGAGAGGGUGAAACUUGAAGACGAACCAUUCGUUCUGUUUCUGCAGAGGAAAAAGGGGGAAGAGAGAAGGAUCUGCAACCUGAAUCGUCUCGUGAGAGAUGGCUAUGGCUGGGCGAGGCGCGAAACCGCACCAUCCGGUAGACACAAGUCUCGCAAGUGAUGUUGCCAGGAUAUGGGCGUCCUACUUCCCCGAGACAGGCCUCUCGUUGGACGACCCCUGCUUCGUCCUCACUUCUCACCUCGCUGCUUUCUUUUCUUCUCCGUCAGGACAGCACUUCCUCUCUCAGGUAAAGGAUGAUGAUGGCCUCAUCCAUCUGCCAAUCGAUUAUCAAGGGUUUCAAAAAAUUUGUGAUGUGGAGGAAUUUUAUGCAACUUUGGAGGACAAACCUAAACAAGCCCUCUUAUGCAUGGGUGCGGCGGUUCACAAGGUCCUACUGAGUAAUUGGGAUCAGAACAACAAUUUAGAGGACGGAGUGAAGAUUAACAUACGUUUGCACAACUAUCCUGAAUCCCUGAUUGCCUUGAGGAACUUAAAAGCAGCUUAUAUUGAUAGGCUUGUGUCCGUGCAUGGUACUGUAGUCAAGGUUAGCACCGUCAGGCCUCUCGUGGUGCGAAUGGGUUUUGUUUGUGCAAAAUGUGAAACCAACAUUACUCGCACCUUUCCUGAUGGAAAAUUUUCUCCACCACCAGUAUGUAUUCUACAUGGGUGCAAGAGCAGAACUUUUAAUCCAAUUAGAUCUACUGCUCAACCCAUAGACUUUCAGAAAAUAAGAAUACAGGAACUACAACAGUCUGAAAAUCAUGAGGAAGGCCGGGUGCCUCGAACAGUGGAAUGUGAAUUAACUGAGGAUCUUGUUGAUGCAUGCAUUCCUGGGGAUGUGGUGACUGUUGUUGGGGUUAUAAGAGUGAUCAACAAUUACAUGGAUAUUGGUGGAGGAAAAUCAAAAAGCAAGAAUCAAGGGUUAUAUUAUUUGUAUCUAGAGGCAGUUUCAAUUAAAAAUUCUAAGUCACAAUCUAUACCUGAGGAUUCACAAGUUUCUAAUGUUGAUUCUAGAGCUACUGAGUUGUUUGAUCUGUUCUCAUUUUCUCCAAGAGAUUUGGAAUUUAUUGUGAAGUUCUCGGAGGAAUAUGGCUCAGACAUCUUCCGUCAAGUACUUCAUUCUAUUUGUCCCUCCAUUUAUGGACAUGAGCUUGUUAAAGCUGGGAUAACUUUAGCAUUGUUUGGAGGUGUGCGAAAGCAUGCGAUGGAUCAGAACAAGGUCCCUGUCCGAGGAGACAUCCAUGUCAUAGUUGUUGGUGAUCCUGGACUAGGCAAGAGUCAGCUACUUCAAGCAGCAGCUGCUGUUUCUCCACGCGGCAUUUAUGUGUGUGGUAAUGCCACAACCAAUGCUGGCCUUACAGUAGCUGUAGUCAAGGAUCCUAUGACAAGUGAUUACGCUUUUGAGGCUGGGGCAAUGGUACUUGCUGAUCGUGGAUUAUGUUGUAUUGAUGAGUUCGAUAAAAUGUCUGCUGAACAUCAGGCUUUACUUGAAGCAAUGGAGCAGCAGUGUGUGUCUGUUGCAAAGGCUGGAAUGCUAGCAAGUUUAUCAGCAAGGACUUCAGUAUUAGCAGCAGCAAAUCCUGUUGGUGGUCAUUAUAACCGUGCAAAAACUGUGAAUGAAAAUUUGAAGAUGAGUGCUGCUCUCCUGUCUCGAUUUGAUUUGGUUUUUAUAUUACUCGAUAAGCCUGAUGAAUUGCUGGAUAAGAAAGUUUCGGAGCACAUUAUGUCACUUCAUGCUGGUUAUGGAGAUCAUUCAUCAGCAGCAGCAAAAAGGCUAUGCAGAGCAUCGCAGGCUAGAGACAUAGGUAUUAGUAUGAGAAAUAGUUCUUUAGUUUCAAAGUUGAAACUUGACCCAAAGAAGUAUGGUGAUUUUGUUCCAUUGCCUAGUCCACUUCUACGCAAAUAUAUUGCUUAUGCAAGAACUUUUGUCUUCCCCAGGAUGUCAAAACCAGCAGCAGAAAUCCUACAGAAGUUUUACUUAAGACUCAGAGACCGCAAUACAUCAGCUGAUGGUACACCGAUAACAGCAAGACAACUGGAAAGUUUAGUGAGGCUGGCUGAAGCUCGAGCUAGGCUGGAGUUAAGAGAGGAAAUUACAGUCCAAGAUGCAUUGGAUGUGGUUGAAAUUAUGAAAGAAUCCCUUUAUGAUAAAUAUGUCGAUGAGCAUGGUUUUGUGGAUUUUGGUCGGAGUGGGGGAAUGAGUCAGCAGAAAGAGGCAAAACGAUUUCUAAGUGCCCUAAAUAAGCAAUCAGAGUUGCAGCAGAAAGAUUGCUUUUCAAUUUCUGAGAUAUACAGUUUGGCUGAUAGAAUAGGCUUAAGAGUUCCAGAUAUUGACACGUUUGUGGACAACUUGAAUGCUGUUGGUUAUCUACUCAAAAAGGGGCCAAAGACAUUCCAGGUGGUGUCAUCAUCCUAUUCAAAGAGCCAAUCAAGGUCAAGGGGUUAAGUUAUUGCAGCAUUAGAAGGCAGGUCAAAUUUUAUAUCAUAUUUGACCUUAUCUUUACCUCCUUUACAGUACAACUGUAUCAAAAUUGGCUUCUCUGUUUGCCAAAUUAUGUGAUAUUUAAAGCUUCAUGAUUACAGAAAUUUCAGCUGUUAAUGAAUGUAAAAUCUAGGUUAUUCACAUGCUUCCAGAAUUGAUGAAGGCAAGUUCCAUAAAUUCUGUUAUUGACGUGUUCAAAGAAAAGAUUAUGUUGUGUGCACAAUUUUAAUCUCAUUCAACUUAUAAAUUUGCAUGUACAAGUGUUUAAGUAAUUAGUUUCAUGAUAAGGAAGCAAACCCAUAUGUUAAAAUGAUUUUUGUAAUUUUAUUGGACUUGAUAAUUGACAUAGAUGCACGAUAAUGUUUACAAACAGCGGAUCUAAAUACAGUGAACUUUAUCUUUUUAGUUAUAGUGCAAAACAUACCAGUUGGUUAAACUGAGUUUGAGGCAUACUCAUCACCAUCCUCUGGUUCGAGACGCCACUCACUCCCAUAAUAAGAAUUAGGCAAUCCUAACCAAAAUUUGAAAGCCUCAGCUGCUCUCUUCCUCUCCUUUCUUCUGUCCUGCCUUGCCCUUGAGGCAUGCUUACUAGUAAACAUUCUUGAAUGCAUCUCCACAUAGAUUUUAGUGAACUUGGUCUUAUUGGGUGAUAUUCCGUUCUCUUCCAUACAUGCCACAAUCUCCAAGGCCUUCCUAAAGAAAGCUGCCCUUACACAAAUAUCCGCCAGAGUAUCUAACAGCCCUUCAUCAGGCUUCAAUGGUGGGGCAGAAGAUCUGGAAUUCUCUCCUUCCUUUUUGGCUUCACACCUCUCCUUUAUUUCAUUCCAAAGUAGAAGUGCUUCCCCUGGUUUUCUUGCCAAUGCAAUCCCGUUUGCAAGACUUCCAUAGGUAGAAACAUUGGGGUGAAGCCCACUCUCUCUCAUUUUCUGAACUAUCUUCUUAGCUUCUCCAUAAAGCCCCAGC
This is a messenger RNA of Malania oleifera, 3580 nucleotides long. Its product is annotated as probable DNA helicase MCM8. The record is from RefSeq and is a predicted model, not a curated record. Gene Ontology annotation, molecular function: ATP hydrolysis activity; single-stranded DNA helicase activity; single-stranded DNA binding. Lineage: Eukaryota; Viridiplantae; Streptophyta; Magnoliopsida; Santalales; Ximeniaceae. Gene Ontology annotation, cellular component: nucleus; MCM complex. The transcript has 17 exons. The coding region runs from base 194 to 2581 and encodes 795 amino acids.